Messenger RNA from Cajanus cajan (pigeon pea), 1447 nucleotides. Lineage: Eukaryota; Viridiplantae; Streptophyta; Magnoliopsida; Fabales; Fabaceae. The record is from RefSeq and is a predicted model, not a curated record.
GAAAUGGGCAAGUGUAUGCUUGGCUUGGAUUAGGGAGUCAGAGGCCAGAGCCGUGACAGCGGAGUGUGUUGCUGAAAAAGUUAAUAAUGCGUUGAGAGAGAAGAUGAAUUGCGAUUGCGAGGGCGGAGAUCUGGGUAUGGUGAUCCCGGGACUGCCAAACGACGUGGGGGCGUGGAUCCUGUCGAAGGUGCCGUACGCCCACCACGGGAGGCUGAAAGUGACGUGCAAAUCAUGGAAACUGCUGCUAUCCUCAAAAACCUUCCUAACCUCAUUGAAUAAACGGAAUCAGCUUCUAUGCAUAUUCCCGCAGGACCCUUCAAUCGCAUCGCCCUUCCUCUUCGACCCAAAAGCCCUCGCCUGGUGCCCCCUCCCCCCCAUGCCCUGCAACCCCCACGUCUACGGCCUCUGCAACUUCGCCGCCCUCGCCCUCGGCCCCCACCUCUACGUCCUCGGCGGCUCCCACUUCGACACCCGCUCCUUCCCCUCUCGCGCGGCGGUCGGUGGCUCCCGCCACACCAUGUUCGGGGCCGCCGGGACCAGGAUUCGCUCCGUCGAGCGCUACGAGGUCGCCGGGGACCGCUGGGUGCCCAUGGAUCCUCUUCCCGGCUUUCGCGCCGGCUGCGUCGGCUUUGUGGCCCGGGAGGGGGCGGAGUUCUGGGUCAUGGGAGGCUACGGCGCCUCAAGGACCAUUUCGGGGGUGUUUCCGGUCGACGAGUAUUAUAGGGACGCCGUGGUGAUGGGACUGGAGGGCGGCGCGUGGAGGGAGGUUGGGGAUAUGUGGGGGGAUGGGGAGAGGGUUAGGGCCGGGAAGAUUGUGGUGGUUGAUGAUAUUCAUACUGGAUUUCCCCAGCUUUUUAUGCUUGAUGGGAAUGAGAUUUUGAGAUAUGACAUGUCUUCAAAUCGUUGGCUAUACGAGUCUCGUGUGCCAAGAAAAGCUCCUUACAAUCCGUCAUUUGGUUUUGUCGUAUUAGGUGGGGAGCUGUAUGUAAUGACACAUUCAUGCGUUGUUGAUUUUACAGAAAUGCGAAGGGCCAGACACCAUAAGAGGGCAGGAACUCUGUUCAUUCAAAUAUAUGACCCAAAAAAGAAGACAUGGAGAUCCCUAGUCACGAAAUCACCUUUCAAUUACCCUAUAGAUAUUAAUAGUGCUGUACUGAGCUCAAUUUCUCUAUGAAUUAUGUUGCAUCCUAUUUGUAUAGUACAGGGAUCACUGCCAAAUUUCUCGUGUAUCACAUCAUUUCAUCCACCGGGCUCCAUGCAGGUGGCUUAUUUGUAUAUUUCUGUAUUUAGUAUGUCUUGAUCAGGGUAUCUAUUUUAUAUUAGACGAUACCAUCUAAAUUUGGAAAUAAGUGACUUAGUAUCAGCUAUUACCAGUGUUGUAAGCCUAAAGUACUGAAAUAUUUGUAAUGUAUAAAGAAAUGGCUGUAACUUUCAAAAUUUUGCUUCA